UUUGGCGCCACUGGGCAUAAGUGUUGUGAGUUUUGGUCAGUGAAUGCAAAUUUCAGUUCUCAACAAACACUUGACUAGGAAAUAGGUAUAGCCUUGUGACCUAACAAUGGCAGAGACCAUCAAUGCCAUGGAUAUCGACAGCGACGACAACACUUUCUCUGCAAGCCUCGACAAGGCUAAAAUUGUGAUGGUGGGCAACCUUCCCGCCGGCAAGGCCAUUCCGUGGGUCGAAAAAUACCGCCCUCAGUCCCUCGACGACGUGGCUGCUCACCGUGACAUCGUGGAUACCAUUGAUAGGUUGACCACUGAGAACAGAUUACCUCAUCUUCUAUUGUAUGGUCCUCCUGGCACGGGCAAAACAUCUACUAUUCUUGCUGUGGCUCGCAAACUAUAUGGUUCACAGUACCGUAAUAUGAUUUUGGAGCUCAAUGCAUCGGAUGACCGAGGAAUUGAUGUUGUGAGACAGCAGAUUCAAGAUUUUGCCAGCACUCAGAGCUUAUCAUUUGGUGUUAAGUCCUCUGUAAAACUGGUCUUGUUAGAUGAAGCAGAUGCCAUGACAAAGGAUGCCCAAUUUGCAUUACGUAGAGUAAUUGAGAAAUAUACAAAAAGCACUAGGUUUGCACUUAUUUGUAAUCAUGUAAACAAGAUUAUUCCUGCACUGCAAUCAAGAUGCACUCGUUUUCGGUUUGCCCCUCUUGAUACUGUCCAUGUCACUGAAAGACUGAAACAUGUUAUUAAGGCUGAAGGGCUUGAUGUUCAAGACAGUGGCUUAGCAGCUCUUGUUCGACUUAGCAAUGGUGAUAUGAGGAAGGCUUUGAACAUUCUUCAGUCAACACAUAUGGCUUCUCAGCAGAUUACAGAAGAAGCUGUUUACCUGUGCACUGGCAAUCCUUUGCCAAAAGACAUUGAGCAAAUAUCUUACUGGCUUCUAAAUGAACAGUUUGCAGAUAGCUUUAAAAGGAUACAUGAAAUGAAGACCGGAAAAGGAUUGGCCCUGGUAGAUAUUGUGAGAGAAGUGACAAUGUUUGUUUUUAAGAUUAAGAUGCCUCCAGCUGUUCGAGUACAGUUGAUGAAUGAUUUGGCAGACAUAGAGUACAGGUUAAGUUUUGGGUGCAAUGAUAAGCUUCAGCUUGGAUCGGUUAUUGCUUCUUUUACACGUGCUAGAUCUGCCCUGGUUGCAGCUGCUACAUAACCUACUUAUGAAUCCGAUUCACUGGGUGUCAUUGCUAUCACAACCACUUACCGUUAGGCUUGGCUUGUUUAAUUUCCCCGGCAACGUUACUAUUGAGAAUGGAAUUAGGAGGAUCUCCUUGGUGUAAAGAAAGUAACUGUUUAUCUACUUUUUCUUAUUAUUAUUUAAGAUUAUUUUUUCGCUUUCAAGUAUUUUCCCAAAAUUCUGAAGUAGGAGUAGGACAUGCUUUAAAUUUCACUGCCUUCAUAUUUACUGCUGUUUAAGAUGACACCGUUAGGUUUGAAAGUUAAGGUCAAAUAGCUGUUAUGACAUAAAAAAUGAGAAGUCUCGGAUAAUUGACAGUAGCUUAAAUUUUGCUUUGAAAAUGAGAGCCGUAAAUGAAAGCAUGUUC
This is a messenger RNA of Abrus precatorius (Indian licorice), 1583 nucleotides long. Its product is annotated as replication factor C subunit 3. The record is from RefSeq and is a predicted model, not a curated record. Gene Ontology annotation, cellular component: DNA replication factor C complex; nucleus. The transcript is spliced from 9 exons. NCBI's taxonomy places the organism in Eukaryota, Viridiplantae, Streptophyta, Magnoliopsida, Fabales, Fabaceae. The coding region runs from base 107 to 1192 and encodes 361 amino acids. Gene Ontology annotation, biological process: DNA-templated DNA replication; DNA repair. Gene Ontology annotation, molecular function: ATP hydrolysis activity; DNA clamp loader activity; DNA binding.